CCAAAAAUAAUAUUUCUCAACAAUAAACUCUCAUAAGCAACAUAACACAUCAUAACAGUAUGGAUAAGAAAAAUAAAUCGAAACCAAAAUCUAAGCCGAAGCGUUUGAAGCCCAACAAGGAGUCAAGCACAGCGCUGGAUGUGGAUCUGUGGGAGCAAAAUGAAGAUCGCUUCACAACCGUUGAACUGCCUGCCAGCGCUAAAGUGCCGAACAACAACAGCAAUGUCACAACCGCAGCUGCCACAAGCACCAAAACCGUUGGCAGUAGCGGCAGCGCACAACACGGCAAAGCCAUCAGCAUUCGAAUCGGUGGUGAUGGUGGCGGUGAUGGACCAGGCGGCACAACUGCCUGCGAACCCAUCGAUGUGAUCACCUAUCCACCGAACACACCAACCACGCCAGCAACUAAAGUCGCCAUCGGCGGUGGUGAUUCGGGCGCAGCGCUAAUUUCGCUCGACACCGGCGAUCCUAAUGAACCGGAACGUGGCAAUUGGACGGGCCGUUUCGAUUUUCUACUCUCACUGCUCGGGUACUCGGUGGGGCUGGGCAAUGUGUGGCGCUUCCCGUAUCUUUGCUACAAUAAUGGUGGCGGCGCCUUCCUCAUACCCUUCACAAUAAUGUUAAUUAUCGCCGGUCUACCGCUCAUGUUCAUGGAGCUCUCAUUCGGCCAGUAUGCCGCUUUGGGGCCUGUGGCCAUUUAUCGUCGCUUCUGUCCGCUGUUUCGUGGUCUCGGCGCUGGCAUGGUUAUCGUUUCGGCCAUUGUAAUGCUCUACUAUAAUUUGAUUAUUGCCUGGACAAUAUUCUAUAUGUGCGCCUCAUUUCGGCGUGAGUUGCCAUGGCAGAACUGUGAGGCCGCAUGGAGUACUGAAAACUGUUUCUCUUACGAAAUGGCCGAUCAAUGCGAUGCCGUGAAUGGCACAUUCUACUUGAGAACAUGCUAUAAUAUUAGCUAUGCCGAGGAGCAUAAUAUCACCGAAUUAGCGCUACAUGCGCUAAAGCGACCACCAGCUGAGGAGUACUUCACUAACUAUGUGUUGGGCUUAUCUUCUGGCAUUGAAGAAACCGGCGGCAUAAAAGUGGAGCUAGCUGCCUGUCUAUUUGUCGCUUGGGCUAUAGUUUUCCUGUGUCUCUGCAAAGGCGUUCAAUCUUCCGGCAAAGUAGUCUACUUUACCGCGCUCUUUCCUUAUGUUGUGUUAGUUAUACUGUUCUUCAGAGGUGUGACUUUACCGGGCGCCAUGACGGGCAUAUUGUUUUAUUUAACACCUGAUUUUAAACAACUAGCUAAUGCACAGGUCUGGGGCGAUGCUGCGGUACAGAUAUUCUUUGCGCUCAGUCCUGCUUGGGGUGGUCUCAUAACACUGUCUUCGUACAACAAGUUCUCGAACAAUUGUUAUAAAGACUCUUUAAUCGUCGCCAUUUGCAAUAUAGCGACCUCAUUUUUUGCCGGUUUAGUUAUCUUCUCGAUCAUCGGUUUUCUAGCACACGAGCUAGAAGUGGAAGUAAAAAAGGUAGUUGAUCAGGGUGCUGGUCUGGCAUUUAUAGUCUAUCCAGAAGUAGUGACACGCUUACCGGUUUCACCCGUUUGGUCGGUUCUAUUUUUUGUUAUGUUACUUACAUUGGGACUGGACUCACAGUUCGCACUCAUGGAGACCGUUACAACUGCCAUAUUGGAUAAAUUUCCCAAUUUACGACAAUACAAAACAUGGGUUGUGCUUUUUGUUGGUAUUUUCGGUUACCUCGGUGGUCUCGGUUUUACUACGAAUAGCGGCAUGUAUUGGUUACAACUAAUGGAUAAGUAUGCUGCGAAUUGGUCGGUAUUGCUUAUCGCUAUUUCCGAGUGUGUUUUAAUCGCUUGGAUAUAUGGGUCACAACGUUUCUUGAACGACAUACAGGGUAUGAUUGGUAAAAGAUCGAAAUUCUGGAACUCAUUUUGGUCGGCAAUGUGGCGUUACAUAACGCCCGCAACACUAUUGUUUAUUCUGUUCUUCAACUGGGUCGAAUACAAACCGGCCUCCUAUGGUCAUUAUGUUUAUCCACUGUGGGCUGAUGCAGUCGGUUGGUUUAUCGGGCUGUUGCCGGUACUAUUCAUAUUCCUAAUCGCCUUCCAACAAAUUUGUAAAGCACCCAAGCAGCUGACAUUCAAAGAGCGGCUAAAACUUCUCCUUCGUCCCACCGCCGAGUGGGGGCCAGCCGGAAGGCCAUGUGUCAAUUUACACGCCGAGCGUUACGACAGUCAAAAUUACGAUGUCGUGGCCAAUACACAAGUACUCAUAAAUGGCAUGCCAACCGAUGUGUCACCCUAUGAGGACAACAGCAAUGGUUAUCGUGAUGAGGCGAUGCAACUCUGAGAGCGAGUGAGCGCAUCGUCAGCAGCGGUAGCAACAAAAGCAUCCACUGCUGUUGUGCGCAUGAGUGAUCACAUCGAUGAGGGUAUUGGUCUGCGAAUGAGUGGUAAUGGCGCUGGUAAUGGGGCUGGUGGUGGAGGUAGCGGUACAACUGUGUCGAUUAGGAAUGGCAGUCAUCCCGAAUAUGGUGCGGCUGUGGCCAUCAAGACAUCCAGCACGGCGGCAACCGCCAAACUACCCGGCCCGAGUAUAUUGAAGGGCUCAAAGAGUAACCAAGUGGCCAGCAAUGGUCGCAACAAAGGGCAAUCUCAGCCUGAGGCGAGCCCUAGUCGUCAGCCGCUAAUAGAGGCCGAGUUGCGUGCCAACGACAGCGUCGGCUCGUUCCUGAAUGAGGCGGCUGCAUUGGCGCAGCGUAAAACGCAAGCUAACGGUCAUCCCGCCGAGGUAGUAGGUGAUAAAAUUACGAAAGUAACUGCCAGUAUUAUAUUGCCCACGAAGCCGGCAAUAACAACAACCGCUACCACUGUCGCCACAAGCACAGCAACAACAAAGGUGCUUGUCGCUGGCACAAUGAGCAGCGGUCGCGAACGUAUGCUCACUACGUUCGGGGAGCGUGGUGUUGUCCCGGGGGCGGAAACGGUAAGCGCAGCAACUACAACAACAACAUUUAGCGCUGUAACAACAACCGUUACAGCAGGCCUGGGUUCAAAACCGCUAACUGCCGGCAUUAAGCCGGACACUGCAAGUAGUCUGUCACAGGUGACAACAACAACUGCAUUGGCAAAAAAUGUGCAGCCCGCAAGCACAACAGCAGCAAAACCGGCAACAUUGGAAUUGAAACAUACAACUAUGAUUACAACACCUGCGACAAUGGCAACAACAACAACAGUCAAAUCGGCGUUAGCUGGAAAGUCGACAACAACCAUCACCAGCACAGCUGCAACAGCAACAAUUGCUAAACCCAAAUUGACUGCUACACAAACACCAACAGCAACAACUGUUGCGGUAUCCGUUAAGACGCCGAUUGUUGCAGCAACCACUACAACAACAGCUGAAAGUGCUGCAAAAGCGACUACAGUGGCCGCCGUGAAGCCUGCAACAGCAACUGUUGGUAAACCUACUGCAACCACGGCACAAAAAACAAUAACAACAACAACACCCACAAUUACAACUACAAAAGCAAUUACAACGCCUGCAGCACAAACGGCUGCAGUUAAAAGCAGCGGUUCCGUGUCAGCAGCAGCUGCAACGGUUCCAAAAACCACAACAACAGCAAGCAUAAGCAUAGGCGCUAAGGCGCUCACAGACAGUAAGCCUAUAGCUUCAAUAGCAACUGUUGCUGCUAAACCGCCAACAAUAGUUGCAACAACAACAGCAGCAGCAACAACAAAAUCAAAAGCACCUGGUGCUGCUGCUCUUGUUGCGCAAACGAAUACACCACCAAUCACAACAACAACUGCCAAAGUGUCAGCCAUUGCUGCCGCCCCAACCACAACAACAAUAAAUAACACCACAAAUUUAGCUACUACAACAGCAAAUGUUGUGCCCAAGCAAUUGACAGCAGCGUCCACAACUGCAACAAUAACAACUACGAAGUCGAAUGUUGUUAGCCACCCGUCGGCGAACGCGAAUGUCGUUAUUGCACCGAUGCCUGCUGCACAGCCAACAAAAAUUGCUGCCACCAAAGUGAUCAAUGCAACAACAAGUCCGAUCACUGCGGCUAUUCAAAAGCCCACGGUGUUGUCAACAACGCCAACAGCAGAUGCUAAAUUAACAACAAUGACGACAGUUGCCACCACAACCACAACAACAACAACAGCAAGCGGUACGAAAGCGUCUAUAACUAAAACGCCGGCGGCAAUACCUAAAACAACAACAGCAACAUCAUCAACAGCGGUGCCGACUAAAAGUGUGAGCGCCAACAUGGUAACAACAACACAAUCUGCAAGCACACCAACUACAAGCGCUGCAGUUGUGAUUCCAAAAGUCACAACCACAGCAACAACGGCAACCAAAUCAGUAAUUGCUUCUGCGGUUGGCAGCACCGCCACCACCACAACAACAACAAAAUCUAUAACCACCACCGCCACAAGUAAUGUCAGCAAAAAAUAAUUGUAAGCAAAACAAAAACAAUUACUUUAGUCAUAACACCCGCUCAUCUCACAGGCGUUAUUAUAAAAGUAGAAACACAAACAUACAUACAUACAUACAUAAACCACUGGAUUAACGAAGUAAGUAUAUAAGCGCAUACUAUAUACAUAAUCUAAUAACUAGUUCAUACUAAAUGGCGGCAAUCGUUCUCCAGAACGUCUGUAGCUUUGAUGAAGUUUGAAAAAUUGCGUAUAUUAAUAAGUAUAUUUGUAUGUACUCUCACCGAAAACUGUUUCUCUGCAGUCAAAAGUAAUGAAAACAACAAAAAUAUCUACAUUACAUUCUGACAUACAUAUAUACAGAUAUUUAGUAAGAAAGAAUAUUUCUAAGGAACAAAGUAAAACGUUCAAAACGCAAAGUUCAAUCUAAGCUAACUAUUAGAGAAAAGUAUAUAACAAACAAAUUUAGUAAACAAUAAAAAUAUUAAACUAAACCCCACACUAGAUCUAAGAUCAGGUACCGCAAUUACUACUAUAUACAUAAAUAUACGUAUUUUUAAGUGAAACUUAGAAAACAAAACAAUUUCAGUUGCCAUAAGAAAAAGGGAAAGUAUUGCCAAACCGAAAGUGGAGCUUGCAAAAAGUAUCAUACCUAUGCAAAAGAAGUUUUUAUAAAAUUAAAAUUUGACGAUUUUUGUAUGUAUAUUUUACUUCUACCCAAUUAUGAUUUCAUAAAAUCUGCAAUAGUUUUGGAAAUCGAGUAUUUAAAAUUACUCAAAAUUAUAGAUUAUGUUAUAGUACAUACAUCUUGAUUAAAAAAACCCUAUCGCAGUAUUAAAUAGCCAGUCAUCAUAAACAAAAUGUAUUGUGUUCGUUCCUCAACAAUAUCAAAACUUUAAUUUCAAAAACUUCUAAAAAUUUUUCGGAUAAAAACCAUAUUAUAUGAAGAUCUAUUGGUAACUUGUACCGAACUCUUUAAAUUAAAUUCCUCUACUUCUCGAUUUCGACUCAAAAUAUACGAAAUUUAACUAUGUUGGAUUUUUUCAAGCAACAAUCAUUACCAACUUCCGUUCAAUCGAAAUUAUUCACUGCAUCGUUGAGACUAACAUAAAAUGUAACCCUAGAGGGACACCUAAGUUCCUUGAAUACUACUAAUGCAGGGCAUGCUAUCCAUCAAGCUGCUUUGUUAGCAAAAGGGAACUUAGUAACAUUGUAGGGCUCAUCACAGAGCACCUAUUCUUAAGAUCCCAUCUUCAGAAAAUUCUGAAAGUGGUUUCGGCGAAAUGCAAAGCAUGUACUUAGAAUGAUGAGACGAUGGAACAUUAUAUAUGCGAAUGCCCAGCCUUAAGCAGAAUAAACGGCAUACACAUAUUCCGCAGUAAACUGCAGGAACCUUAUGACAGGAAUCACGAAACAUUCAAGUUGGACAACUGAGAAUGCCAGUCCUGUAAAUCGACAAAGCCCUUGAGUCUGUCAUAAGUUUGUUGAGUCGGCUAAUAUCAAUUUCGGCCAGUUCACCUGGUUCGCUUUAAGUGUAGCUACCACGAUAUUUCAACAUAAGUCUGAUGUAAGAUGCACAGUGAAUAAAAAAGUGUCUCAAUUUUUCCAUCUCACCCCCGUUCGGGAUGAUUUUUAGCCUCACUGCUUGCAUACUUAUACAACAGUGUUCAGUUAGAAGUCCCACAAGUGUGACGAGGUGAACUAUGCUAAGAACAAACAAUUUGAUAGACUCUCUGGGCUAGAAGGGUUUCACAGCUUAAUAGGCUAGCGCGCAGUCCAUUGUUCUAAUGAUGGAAAAAAGAGGACAAGGAAUCACAGGCCUGUUCCAAGCUUUAUGGAGUUUGCGAACUCAUCGACUUUGGAGUUCCUCAAUAACCACUUUAAAACAACUUCAUUCGUUGCUGUCAUUUCGAGAAGUUUGAUAGCAGUAAAAUAAGGGUUUCCUAAGAAAGUACUCUGUUCAUACUUUUUUCUAAGAUUCCGCUGUAAAUAAAACAAUGACUUAAUUUAGAACCGUUUAUUCCAUGUUUACCAUUGAUAUUUUCAAAUCUCCAAUUAUUCCAGCGCGUUGGGGAACAGAUUCCAUGAAUGAGAAGUCCAAUAUUUAAAUGCUUACAAUUAAUUUUCGUAGUGGAUAAGCAAGAGGUAUGAGAACUUAAACCUUGUUGACACCAAGUAAUUGGUAGACAAUUGAUGAUAUAAAUCAGGGAGGCUUAUAAGCGUUUAUGCGGCUUCACGGAGCCAAUUUGAACAAAAAAUCAACGCAAUGUUUAUCUAUUCUAUCUUCGGCUGUACGUAGAUCUUUCUACAAAGAAAAGCCAAGUAAUAAUGUGUACCGGGUAAAAUACGGGUUAACUUGUAAAAUCACAUAAGAUUGCGACUUUAAGAAAUUCUAUAGCAGUUAAGUGGUGCAGGUUUUAAAAAUUUAAAUUUUUAUUUUCAAAAUUAGAAUUAUCAAAUGAAGUCUAAUACUAGCAACACAUUUCGGCCUACGUCACUCGCUGGUUAAUUUCAGCCAAGUCAAACAAACUACCGUUAUAUCUCAAUUAGGUCUCAGAAAUUUGAUUUGAGUCCGCCAAAUUUCAUAAGCCAUUAAAUAGUUUGUUAUAGUUUGGAUUUUAACCAAAAAAAUCAAUAAUAUUUUUAUAUUGUAUAACUACAUCAGAGGUACAUGUAGUAUGCACUUAUGUAUCACACGAGAGUUACUUAUUUACGCUCAAAGUUAACGUUGGUUCAUUGUUAUGAGUGCACAUAGCACUUAGGAAAUAUUUUUGAAAAUUGUUCUUGUAAGUACAUAAGUAGGACUUUGUAAAUGGUGUUAAUGGAUGUCGAAUAUGUACUUAUAUGUAUGUAAAUUAAGUAAUGUUGAUGUACAUGUGUAGGAAAACAAAAACCACGGUGCUACUAGUUGGAGAGAAACAGAAUAUUUUAAACAUAUGUGUGUCGGUGUAACGUAUAACGGCAGAUCGGUACAACAGAAUUAAGCCAAAAAUCGAGAAUAGGCAUAAGAAAAAUCAGUUACGUAGGUCUUAAAGUAAAGUCAUGCAAAUGUGUCGUUAUUGUUGUUGUUUAGAUGUGUAUUGUAAAGAUCUGGUAAAUGGAAUUGUGACUUGCAUUGUUGUAAGAAUCCCUUGUAUUGUUGUAGGUUGUAGGCACAUGCAUGAAUGCAUAAAUACAUAUGUAUUGGUGUAUGUAGUUAUGUAUUUAAAGGUAUAUUGAAUUUGAAUUGUAUAUUGAAUUGUAGUCCUGAAAUAGUGCAAAUUAGUGAAAUGUAUUAGUAAAUAUAUAGUACAAGCGCAUGUAGAGACCGAAUUGACUGCUGAAUAUUGUUAAUGGAGGAGAUCAUUAUUGUUGUUAUUGUUUAGGGAAGAGCAUACAUAUAUUUAGGGAAUGUUAUUGAGGUUAUGGCGUGUACUCUCACUACCUUACACGUCCUAACCUCAACUAGGUUGUAUAGAAAACUGAAGUGUUUACAGAGGAAAAGCAAAAUAAAUACUCGCAAUUAGCGGUGAGAUGAGGGAAUGAUGAAGUGGUUAAAUAUGGUACACAUAUAAUGAUUAACUUGGAUUUCAGUUUUAUUUUUUCAACUCAAUUCAGCCCAUCUGAUAUAUUAUAUUACGUCGGAAUAACUUUAUAUUGAUUUGUCCAUAUUAUGUUAGGUUUUUAACUCGGGAAAUGAUACAGUCGAUUUAGAGGUGCGAUGAGAUUUUAAGUACUGUUAUAAAGUUCCUCAGCUAAUAGUGGAUGUCUCUUCAAACUAAAAUAGAGUAAAUUAAAUAUAUUUAUUGGGCCCAUUUCGCAGACAAUACCCUUCAGCAAUCCAACGAGUAAUUGAAGACAUUUUGCAGAACAGAUUGAAAGCGUCAAGUCCACUAUUUGCCACUAGCUAACUACAAAGACAAAAUUGUGUAUUCAAAAGAGUUAUAUUUUAUCCAGCCUCAUGGGAUGGGCACCAGUAGUUCAUACUUGAAAACAAUGAUUGCUCCUUUAUCCAUUGAAUGAUAAAAUAUAUUUAGGCGUUUCUUAAACUGACAUGCUAUAAUUUCAACACGUUUCGUAGACUCUGAACGACAAAUUAUAAGGUUUAUAAGGUGGUAAACUAUCUUACCACGCAAAGCAGGUAAUCGGCUCUAAAAUUGAACUUCCACUAGACUUCAAGCAUUUUAGUUUCCAUCAACGUUUGAUAUGGAGCUGCUCUGUCAGAUCGUCGAGAGAUUCUUCCCUCGAGCGUUUAUUUAUGGAGAGGAAGGAAAAUUGAGCGUAGUCAAACCUUUUUUAUUCCAAGUUUUGAAUACUCGAUCCUGUCAGCGAGUCACUAUCUUUGAGAUCAUUUUGGUAUGACAUUAGGCUUUGUCGAUUUUCAUACCUUACAACAACAUCAUAUCUCUAUAUGUAGCUAAAUUUGGUGUCCCGUUUAUUUUACCGUCUUUGAAUUCUAAAUUUAAUUGGUCUACCUUUACAAAUGUGUUUCCUGUUAUAUAAGAUCGCAGUACAUAGCUUUGAAAAGGUGAUACAUUUAUGAUUCAAGAUAUUUGAGAUACAGUAAAACCCGUUUAAGCACCAAACCCUCUUAAAUAACCAACAUUUUUGGGCUUAGGACUAGCAACGAAGGCCUUAAGCGGUUUCUUUUAUGAACCCAACCCGGCUACGUACCUCAAAAAGCUUUAAUGGUUUUAGUGCUGUUUACGCUGUUUUAGCCGUUGUUUUGUGUGCAGAAAUCAAUGGGAGUUAUUGGAUGAUUGUGGCUUCGAGCGUCUAAAGAAGUUGUAAGAAAUGAGCUGGUCCGAAAAGAACAAAUCUAAAGCCAACUGCUAUUAUGUAAGGCUUCAAUAGUGGAAAUGAACACUAUAAGCUAGAUAUAAUUUUAAUAAAUUUCCUAAGCAAGCAUGGCGAAGUAAGAGUUUAAUCCGUUAACCUUUAAGAAAAAGAGUUUCAGGUAGUACAAUAAGUAUUCCCCUUAAUAUACUACGAUAAAAUUAUUAUCAUUCGAAAGAUUCGGAAAAUACACGGCUACAAUUGUGUUUUAACUAUAAAGUGUUUACAGGCUAUGGAAGAACUCGGAAAUCUGUAGUAUUACUCCAAUCACUUAACACUUCAAAUUGCUAAUAUUAGAGAGCUUAGUCGUUGGAACUAUGUACAUAUGUAGGAUAUAAAAAAAAAUACUAUUUACUUGAGAAUAAAUAUUCCUAAAUAUUUUUUAAAGCAUUUUGAAAUUUUAUAACAAAUUGCAAUAGACAAGAAAUAGACAACAAUUUUACAUUAUAUUUUGUACGACAUUUACAGUUAAGCAAGUAACCAAGCGUCGGGUGUCAAGGGAAAGGCAAGGAUUGCUUAGAUACUUAUGUAUAUAAAUACCUGGGUAAACGUAGUGGAUAGGAAAUGAUUUGGAAGACAUGUGAAGAGAUUGGGCAAUUUGUUAUUGAUCGCUUAAAGUACUAUGGCAGUUUACAAAUUCCUAGAUGAAAUUUAGAUUAUUCCGUUCUAAUUUUUAUAUAAAUUGAAUAAUUGUUUCCUUUCAAAAGCAACAGAAUAUAUAUGAGAGACUCAAGUACCUUUUAGCGCAAGUCAAGUAAAAUAAGCAAAUACAUACAGACAUACAGUUCUAUGUAUUAUGUACCACUAUAUACAUACAUACAAACCAAUUCAUAUGAAAAUAUAUAAAAAUGUGCGAACAAAUUACUUUAUAUGCACAUAGUUAGCUUGUAAAAUUUCUAUACUAAUCUGACUAAUGUACUUACACAAAUACAUAGUUGUAUACUUACACACAUAAAUAUACGAACUACUCAAGUAUGAAGGUAUUAUUUGAAUAAAAAUUGUUGAAAAUUAAAUUUGUGUAGUUAUUGUAAAUGUGUAAUGUAAAAUGCGCAUAGUUGUUGGUAUUGAAAAAUAUGUAUGUAGUCUAGACCAAAAAUAUUUUUAAGAACUGCAAAAUAGUUGUUUUUAUGUAUCUAAUAGAAGAAGAAGAAUACUGGCCUAUAAUCCCGUAAGCGGUAUCUACGCCAAGAUCGAAGAGGUAUAAAAGAAAGUAAACUAAACCAAACUUGAUAAUGCAAUAAACAAAAUUAUUAAAGAAUAAAUAAAGCCAAAACUAUGGAAGAGAAAGUUGCGCCACUCAAAUGUCAAUAAAUUUGUAAACCUAAAAUCCAAUUGCCAUGUGUUGAGUUAUUACCAAAAAUAGAAUAAAAUAUUAAACAAUAUGUAUUAAAAACGUUUAAAACUACUAUUACUACAUAUUAGAAUAAUAUAUGCCUAAAGUAUAAGUAUUUUUUACCGACAUUUUCUCUUGCGUAAAUCUGGCAACAAUCGAAAUCAAUCACGUCACAACUUAGCGAGUGACGUUGCUUUGUAUUCUAUGAAUCUUGAUUGCUGGUCGCAAAUAGUUGGCUGGGUGUAGGCGUUAAUUAAUAAAUGCUAUAGUAAGAAGUUAAAAACUAUUGUU
Molecule: messenger RNA, 10874 nt
Organism: Bactrocera tryoni
Lineage: Eukaryota; Metazoa; Arthropoda; Insecta; Diptera; Tephritidae
Gene: GlyT
Exons: 11
Biological process (GO): sodium ion transmembrane transport
Cellular component (GO): membrane
Source: RefSeq, a predicted model, not a curated record